Messenger RNA from Lontra canadensis (Northern American river otter), 1347 nucleotides. Its product is annotated as DLA class I histocompatibility antigen, A9/A9 alpha chain-like. NCBI's taxonomy places the organism in Eukaryota, Metazoa, Chordata, Mammalia, Carnivora, Mustelidae. Gene Ontology annotation, molecular function: peptide antigen binding; signaling receptor binding. Gene Ontology annotation, cellular component: external side of plasma membrane. Gene Ontology annotation, biological process: antigen processing and presentation of endogenous peptide antigen via MHC class I via ER pathway, TAP-independent; immune response; antigen processing and presentation of endogenous peptide antigen via MHC class Ib. The record is from RefSeq and is a predicted model, not a curated record. Bases 88 to 1023 code for a protein of 311 amino acids. The transcript has 5 exons.
GGCCGCCUCCUCCUGGGCCCCGGGGCCGGCGCCGGGAGGAGGGUCGGGCGGGGUCUCAGCCCCUCCGCGCCCGCAGGCUCCCACUCCAUGAGGUAUUUCUACACCGGCGUGUCCCGGCCCGGCCGCGGGGAGCCCCGCUUCAUCGCCGUCGGCUACGUGGACGACACGCAGUUCGUGCGCUUCGACAGCGACUCUGCCAGUCGGAGGAUGGAGCCGCGGGCGCCGUGGAUGGAGCAGGAGGGGCCAGAGUAUUGGGACGGGGAGACGCGGGGUAUCAAGGACACCGCACAGACUUUCCGAGUGAACCUGCAGACCGCACUCCGCUACUACAACCAGAGCGAGGCCGGAUUCCACACCAUCCAGCGCAUGUACGGCUGUGACCAGGGGCCCGACGGGCGCCUCCUCCGCGGGUACAGUCAGUUCGCCUACGACGGCGCGGAUUACAUCGCCCUGAACGAGGACCUGCGCUCCUGGACCGCGGCGGACACGGCAGCGCAGAUCACCCGCCGCAAGUGGGAGCGCGCGGGUGCGGCGAAGUAUGAGAGGGACUACCUGGAGGUCACGUGCAUGGAGUGGCUCCGCAGGUACCUGGAAAACGGGAAGGAGACACUGCUGCGCGCAGAACCCCCUAACACACACGUGACACACCACCCCAUCUCUAACCGUGAUGUCACCCUGAGGUGUUGGGCUUUGGGCUUCUACCCUGCGGAGAUCACCCUGAUCUGGCAGCGGGAUGGGGAGGACCUAACCCAGGACACAGAGCUUGUGGAGACCAGACCUGCAGGGGAUGGAACCUUCCAGAAGUGGGCGGCUGUGGUGGUGCCUUCUGGAGAAGAGCAGAGAUACACAUGCCAUGUGCAGCAUGAAGGGCUGCCUGAGCCCAUCACCUUGAGAUGGAAGCCACCUCCUCCCACCAUCCCCAUCACAUGGAUCAUUGCUGGUCUGGCUCUCCUCUUGAUCACUGUAACGUUUGGAGCUGUGAUCUGGAGGAAGAAGCUCUCAGUUCUGGUGAUGGGGACCUGACUCCCAGCAGUCACAGGACAGAGAGGAAGGAUCCUGCUGAGAACAGACCUCCAGCAAGUCAGGUAACCCAGUGACCCCACACCUCAUUCUUCGUGUUUCCUGAUCCUGUCCUGGGUCUUCAGGCACAAUUCUGGAAACUUCAUUUUCAACCAGGACUAGGAGUUUCCUCUAGGAUCUCAUGGCCUCGCCCUAUCCUCGGCCUCUAACAUGGUAUUUUCUUCCCACUGGAGGAAAAGUACCAGCCCCAUACCAGGUUCCUUGCUCAGCAGGGAGUCUGCCUCUCCUUCUCUCUCUGCCCCUCCCCCUGUUCGUGCUCUCUCUCUC